CAGGAAGAACAAUGGAGGGGCCCUCAGUGAAGAGUUGUGUGGAGGUGUCCAUGUGAAAAGGAGAUGAUCUGGAAUGCUGAAGCACUCUGAACCAAAAUGGGCUUGCGACUGUUGGGUUAUCUCUUUAAUUUACCUACUGCUGUCAUCUAUGGAUCCUUGUCACUCUUUGUUUCCAUUUUGCAUAAUGUAUUUCUCCUAUAUUACGUGGACACCUUUGUUUCUGUUUACAAAAUCGAUAAACUGUCCUUUUGGAUUGGAGAGACAGUGUUUCUAAUUUGGAACAGUCUCAAUGACCCUCUCUUCGGCUGGUUGAGUGACCGGGUAUUUCUUAGCACACAGCAGUCAGGGGUGAAGAUCUCCUCACCAGACGUCAUUCUUAAGAGACUUAAGGCACUGAGCCGAAAUGGGCCUCUUUUUGCCUUCUCUUUCCUGGCUUUCUGGGUUUCCUGGGCCCAUCCAGGUCUACAGUUCCUCCUCUGCCUCUGCCUCUAUGACAGCUUUCUUACCAUGGUGGAUCUCAACCAUAAUGCCUUGCUUGCAGACCUGGCUGUUUCUGCAAAAGACAGGACUAGCCUAAAUUUCUACUGCUCGCUUUUUAGUGCCAUCGGUUCCCUCUCUGUCUUCAUGUCCUAUGCAGUGUGGAACAAAGAAGACUUCUUUUCUUUCCGGAUAUUUUGUGUGGUGCUGGCUCUUUGCUCUGUUGCUGGAUUUACUCUGGCAACAUGGCUGCUACGACAACGAUUUGAGACUGAAGAGAAAGUGAAAUGGGACCAAGAGUCAACUUUAAAAGAAUUGUACAUUGAGCAACCAUCUGCCCCUCUGGAGAAAAGAAUAACGCUGGGAGAAUACCUCAAACAGCUGUCCCGGCACCGCAACUUCCUCUGGUUCGUGUGUAUGAACCUAGUGCAGGUGUUUCACUGCCACUUUAACAGCAACUUCUUCCCUCUCUUCCUGGAGCACUUGCUGGCAGAUCGGAUUUCUCUCUCUACAGGGUCCUUCCUACUAGGUGUCUCCUACAUCGCCCCUCAUCUCAACAACCUCUAUUUUCUGUCGCUCUGUCAAAGAUGUGGGGUUUACGCAGUGGUACGAGGGCUCUUCUUCCUGAAGCUGGCUCUCAGCACCCUCAUGCUCCUCGCUGGACCCGACCAGGUGCAUCUGCUCUGCAUCUUCAUAGCCAGUAACCGGGUGUUCACAGAGGGGACCUGCAAGCUGCUGACCCUGGUGGUCACUGACCUGGUGGACGAGGAUUUUGUCUUGAACCGCAGGAAGCAGGCUGCAUCAGCGCUGUUGUUUGGGAUGGUUGCCUUGGUAACCAAGCCAGGUCAGACCUUUGCCCCCUUGAUUGGCACCUGGCUGCUCUGUGCUUAUACAGGUUAUGACAUUUUCCAGCGGGCUCCUCUGAGCAACAUGGUGAGUGCCCAGCCAAAGCUGGAGUCCGACACGGCCUGGGAACCAACGCUGCGCCAGGGCUGCUUUUACCUGCUCGUCUUCGUCCCCAUCACGUGUGCACUGCUGCAGCUACUCAGCUGGUCUCAGUUCAGCCUGCAUGGACGGCACCUCCAGAUGGUCAAAUCCCAGCGCCAGAGCCUGACUCAGAGUCGCUCGCCAGAGAUCAAAAUGAUCUAGCUGGACCUGAGCCCUUCGGCUCUCGCUGGUCGCACCUCCGCUGUGCAGGCUGAGCAAGGGCAGUGCUGGUUAGGAAUGGAAAGUGUUUACAGUUCAACUGUGAAAUGAUCACAAGGAGGCAGACAGGAACUCCAGAGACGGGGCUGACUGGUGUGUGCACAGAGCAGUGGGGGCUGGCCAGGGGUAUUUGCUCAGGCAGUCAGAGUUCUUGCACUCUUUGCAUCCAGCCCCUACUGCGGUGCUGCUGAUCCCAGGGGAGGGUGAGUGACAAGCAUAGAGUGAAGGAGACAGACAUUCUCUCUCAGUCUCUAGUGCAGUAGCUCAUCCUCUGGGGCAUUGGGGGGGCAGGCAGAUGCUGUUGGGCCAGCCCAGAGGUGGUUUUGUGCAGUGCCAUCCAGGAAACCUGGGCUCAGGCCAUGUCUGCCCCAGAAACUUCACCAGGAUGCUAGUUAAGGGGUGACGGACUUUGCUGGCAAGUCCCAGUGUAGUUGGUUACGCUGGCACAAUAAAGCUUUUGUGGAUAACGCUUGUUAGAUUCAGGGACCUAGCUUAAGCCAUACAAGCCAAAGCCCCCUUGUGUUGCAGUAAACUGCCUCUCUACACGGCUCUUCCUGCAGCCCUUUCCAGUGGGGACCAGGCCUCGUUUCCUGCCCUGCUCUAGCUUCCUGGUGUUGCAGAGGCAUCAUGGUCCUCUCCUUCGUGAGGAGGAUGGUCAAUUUACCCAGGCCCUGCAGCCAGCGAGGGGGCUGCAUUGACAUUUUCCUGGGGGCGGGCUCUGGAGCUGGAGGGAGAUUACAGGACAGGAAAAGCUGGAAUGGGAGACUCUUCUAGAUGUUUGGGAUUUGCGACUCUUCCGUGCAGCUACCCCCUACUAACGUAAUAACACCUUACACCGAAUUCCCUGCAGAGAAGUGACACGCUUCUUGGAUCUAACCUGUUCUGUGGGGUUCAGGACAAGCCUGUUCCUUGGAAGUGUUUAGUGGGAAGCAGAGAUCUUUUAGCAAGACCAGCACCCGUCUUGCAGCUGCAGAAGUGUCUCUCCUGCGAUGCUGCUGACACUCCUUGAAGUCAUUCAGCAGCCCCGAAGAGGAUGGUGCACUUGCCCAUGGAGCUGGGAGCCCAUGAGGGGGAAACUUUACCUAGAAUCCCCAUGCGAAUUGCUUUCACGCAACCGGCAGAGGCUUGUGUGACCAUGAUGCCAGAUUCCUUGCAGUGAACAGGCAGGGCGAGGGAGAGCCCAGAUUCCCCGAGUUACUGCCUUUCAUCUGGGAGUUGCUUAUCUGCUUCUUUCUCGAAGUAAAACCUCACAAGUGACCCACGGUUCCUGAAGCCCAUUUUAAGCAGAGCUUGGGGCCUCUUGGUGUGGGGAGGGGGCCUCUAGAGCCACCCCACCCCAAAGGAAGUUGAUACAGCAAGACCAGCAUUGUUGGGGAUUCCCUGUGAGAUUGCAGAGCAUUGUAACCCAUUCUCUUUGCAGCCCGUCAGUAAAACGGAGCACGGUCUUACCACACAAGCCCUGUGCUCACACAAGCAUUCCUUGGGAAGCCCAACUCUGCCCUGCUACUGGGCUCUCUCAGACUUAAUUCUCCUUUUCCACCAUUAGCGAAAUUCAGGCCCCACUGAUGUUUCUGGUAAAACUCCCAGGCCUUGUCUACACUGCAGGGUUUUUGAGCAAGAAGCUUUUUGCGGACGAUAUCUUGCACAAAAGUGUAUCCGCACCUCAAAAGCACAUUGCAAAAGCGCAUCCACACUGCAUGGAUGCUCUUGCGCAAGAAAGCUCGGAUUGCUAUUAAUAGAAUGUCCAUCGGAGCACCUGUGCUUUGUGCGCAAGAAACCCCUGCGGCGCAUCCACACAUGCCUUUUUGCACAAGAGCUGUAGCGCAAAAAGGAGUUGUUCCUCGUGGGAAGAGGAAUAACUCUACUGGCAAAAGCCCUCUGUCCUGUUGAUUUACUGUGGGGGUUUUUUGGUGCAAAAACGUGCUUGAAGUGUGGACGCUCCACUGGUUUUUGCACAAAAACCUUGUAGUGUAGACAUAGCCCCGCUAGCUGCCGUGGCGGCAGGUUUCCUCCAUCUGUGUAACUAGACACUAGUUUUGCAUUAUCAACUUGUCUACAUGCUGCGAAUUCUGAGCCGCAGCUAAACCAGUGAGACUGGCAGCUCUGAACUGUCUGGACUUUUCCUGCCUUGUGUUAAAUCACGUCCUAGUGGUUGACUGACUACCUCAGCAGCCAAAUGGAAGUUCUGGAUCAAGACGGCACGAGAGAUUGAAAUCGACGAAAGGCCUUGAUCAGGGUGGAUCCAGAGCAAACCCGCAUUUGUAGCUAGCACUGUUCUGAGACCGGCUGUAUGCAGAGGCCGCUGAUCUGUGAAAUCCCCCUAACUGGUUUGUCUUGGAAUGAAUGGUUUACACUGAGUCUGUGUUUGUUUGAGGUGGCAAAACUGGAUUGUGACCAAGAUGCAUUGUCAAAGCAUUUGUGGAGUUGGUUUGUUUUGGCUGGAGGUGGACAUGCCCACCUGCUCUGUCAGCUGCAGGAGAACAAGGAAAGCUUCUGGAGCAUGUAAAGGCCAAACUCUCCCAUCAUUUAUGUGCUGUGCACCCAGUUACACACCAGCAAGAUGGCUCGGUUGGGGCUUCCUCUUGUUCUGCUGUGAAGGGUGGAGCCAGCCAAACUGCCAUUUCACCUCAGGUCUGACCAAGGUGUAACACAGCUCUGAUAGCUACUGCCUGGCAAUGUCUGUACCUUUUGAUGGAUAAAUCAUAACUUAUUUAUGUAAUUUUUAACAAACUUUGACAUUCAUUUCCUAACGAGUUGAUUAAAAACUACCUCUUC
Pelodiscus sinensis (Chinese soft-shelled turtle) is the source of this 4458-nucleotide messenger RNA. The record is from RefSeq and is a predicted model, not a curated record. Lineage: Eukaryota; Metazoa; Chordata; Testudines; Trionychidae.